Messenger RNA from Penaeus indicus, 763 nucleotides. RefSeq names its product peritrophin-1-like. The coding region runs from base 54 to 491 and encodes 145 amino acids. The transcript is spliced from 4 exons. The record is from RefSeq and is a predicted model, not a curated record. Gene Ontology annotation, molecular function: chitin binding. Lineage: Eukaryota; Metazoa; Arthropoda; Malacostraca; Decapoda; Penaeidae. Gene Ontology annotation, cellular component: extracellular region.
UCGUGCUCGGAGCAGCAGCUCAGUAGACACUGGCAUUCCUACGGCGUCUGAUCAUGGCUCUUCGCGUCGCAGCUGCUGCUCUCCUUCUGGCCAUCGCUGCCGGCGCCGAGGCAUGCUCCUUGCCCUCCUGCCUCCUCGUUGACGGCCAUCCGAUCCGUUGUCAGGAUCCCUCUGUGGUCCAGUUCCUCCCGCAUCCCGCCAACUGCCAUCAGUACAUACAGUGCACCUUAACAGGGCCCAUCCUAAGGGACUGCCCUCCUGGAACGGCCUGGGACCAAGACCUCAGGACCUGCGCUCACGAGGCCACGGUAGCCUCCUGUAACAAGGUCCCUGAGAUCUGCGACUGUAACUGCUGCUUCCGUGCCGACCCCGAUGAUGUCGCUGGCUUCAUCUACUGUUCCACCACUGUAGGAGGUGAUAAAGCAACGGCCUACAAACUGAACUGCCCAGAAGGUCGAAAGUGGAAUGACUCCGACAAAUUAUGCGUGUAAGAGAUGACGACAUGGACGUAACUUCUCCGGGAAUAUCGCUAGAAUAUUACAAACCAGAAAGUAUAAAGAGAAGAGCAGCCCUCCCAGGAUCACAAACAAUAGCACCGUUCAUGAACAAGCCAUGACCAUAAGGACAAGAGACCACUGCACCGAAGCCUCCUGAGUUUCGAUCGCGGCUUCGGUAGUGCUGCGGGAGGUUUCCUUUGCUGUCAUGCAGAGGGUUGCAGUUAAUGAUUGAGGUAUUGGCACUGAUUAAAAGAGUUAAUUCUGAA